Molecule: messenger RNA, 1869 nt
Organism: Aspergillus eucalypticola CBS 122712
Lineage: Eukaryota; Fungi; Ascomycota; Eurotiomycetes; Eurotiales; Aspergillaceae
Product: putative serine palmitoyltransferase 1
Exons: 1
Coding region: 1-1869 (622 amino acids)
Biological process (GO): sphingosine biosynthetic process; ceramide biosynthetic process
Cellular component (GO): serine palmitoyltransferase complex
Molecular function (GO): serine C-palmitoyltransferase activity; pyridoxal phosphate binding
Source: RefSeq, a predicted model, not a curated record
AUGAUGCCCCGCUGGAAGCGCAGUAAAGCGCGCCCCGAGAAGGAUGCAGCAAUCAGCGGCGGCAAUCCCGGUGUAUCCCCCGACUCCCCUACGGCUCAUUCUACUGCUGUGGCCUCCCUUCGCGCUGUUAGUGGCUGCUCUCCCGAUGCCAUGAGAACGACAGCAGUAACCCAAGACCAGGCACCAUCCGACCCGGAAGCGAUUCGAAAGCUAGCCAAGCAGCACGCCGAGUUCGGGCCCCUGGGCGAUCCGUCGCAUCUCUACACCAGCGAGCAUCCCGGCGGAGAGAUCCCUGACCCGGUCAUUGAUGAGCCUCCGUACUUCGUCGUCCUCACCACCUACGUCAGCUUUCUCGUGCUGAUCUUUCUCGGCCAUUUCCAUGAUUUCGUGGACAAGUGGUUUCGCUCCCAUACUUACCGGCACUUGAAGCCCCAGAAUGGCUAUGCGUCAUUGUAUAGCGACUUCGAGAGUUUCUAUACGCGACGCUUGAAGCAACGGAUUAAUGACUGCUUUGAGAGGCCGAUUGUUGGUGUUCCGGGCAGGCAUGUUACGCUGUUGGACCGCACGACUGAAGACAACCUUCAUUUCAGACUUACGGGCACAACGACGGAUACGCUGAACCUGAGUUCGUAUAAUUAUCUGGGUUUUGCUCAGUCGGAAGGCCCAUGCACCGACUAUGCCGAGGAGGUACUCCGCCGGGAUGGCAUUUGCAUUGCAUCGACUCCCGAGGGAGGAAUCACGAAGCUUCAUGCAGAAGUGGAAGAUCAAAUUGCCCGGUUUGUGGGGAAAGAAGCCGCAGUUGUGUUCUCCAUGGGCUUUGUGACGAAUGCGACUAUCUUUCCCUCCAUAAUGGAAAAGGGAUGUUUGAUCCUGUCUGAUGAACUCAAUCAUGCGUCCAUCCGGUUUGGUGCUCGUCUGUCUGGCGCGGCUAUUCAAGUCUUCGCGCAUAACAACAUGGCCGACCUCGAGAAGCGUCUCAGGGAGGCAAUUUCUCAAGGUCAGCCUCGCACGCAUAGACCGUGGAAGAAGAUUCUUGUUACCGUGGAGGGACUGUUCUCUAUGGAAGGUACCAUGUGCAACCUUCCCCGGAUACUGGCAUUGAAGAAGAAGUACAAGUUCCACCUUUUUGUUGACGAGGCACACUCCAUUGGAGCUGUUGGACGUCACGGACGCGGAGUUUGCGACUACUUCAAAGUAGACCCGGCGGAAGUCGACAUCCUGAUGGGAACGUUUACCAAGUCCUUCGGGGCGAACGGUGGCUAUAUCGCGGCCGAUAGAGCCAUCAUUGACAAGAUUCGCUGCACAAAUGCUGGUCAAAUCUUUGGAGAAGCCCCGUCGCUUCCUGUCCUGGCUCAGAUCUACUCCUCGUUGCGACUCAUUGCUGAUGAGGAUCCUCUUCACCCGGGCGAGGGACGCGAGCGGAUGCAGCGCCUGGCUUUCAACUCGCGCUACCUUCGGCUUGGAUUGAAGAGACUGGGCUUCAUCGUCUACGGACACGAUGACUCUCCUAUUGUGCCGUUGAUGCUGUACAAUCCGGCCAAGAUGCCCGCCUUCUCUCGAGAAAUGCUGCGUCGCAAGAUCUCCGUGGUUGUUGUGACAUACCCUGCCACGCCCCUGGAGCUGUCACGGGCGCGACUCUGCAUCUCAGCCGCGCACACUAAAGACGAUCUGGAUCGCAUCCUGCAGGCGUGCGAUGAAAUAGGCGAUGCAUUGGAGAUCAAAUUCUCUUCAGGCAUUGCAGGUGGUCUGAGGGAACCAUUGUCUGCGCACGAUAGCUCGAAGGGACCCAGGAUGAUUGAGCCUCCCCGUUGGCCUCUCGAAGAGGUCAUUGCAAGGGGUACUUACGACGCAAAUCAGCCUCUAUACUAG